Molecule: messenger RNA, 1968 nt
Organism: Prorocentrum cordatum
Lineage: Eukaryota; Dinophyceae; Prorocentrales; Prorocentraceae
Source: the annotation of a GenBank genome assembly
AUGCCCCGGGUCAGAGCCGCACCCGCAGCUCGCGCGGCUCUGCUCGCGACGCUGGUGGGCAGCGCCCUGGCGAGCCGCGGCGCGGGGGAGUCUUGUCCCAGCUCCACCGAAGACGACGCGGCCGGCCUCGCGCAGGUGCGGGUGCGGCAGCUGCACCGGCAGGCCCCUGCUCCGGCCCCAGAGUGCGAGCUGCUGACGCGCCCCGACGGCGCAGGCGGCUCCUUGAGCCUGCCCGCGGCGCAGGCGUGCCUCGACCUGGUCCGGGGGCCCGCACUGCGGGCCAAGCAGCACAUGCAGGCCCUGGCUCGAUACUACAAGAGCUUCUACACGUUCGCCUUGAUCGCCUCAGACCCCACGGCAGGCAACUACACCUUUGACCCCGCGUUCGCAGACCUCGGCAUCUUCGGGGGAGCGAAUGGCGGGGCGCCUGCCGAUCUCAGCAGGGUGGACCUCGUGGGCGAUUGGCAGAAGAUCGCCGACGGUAUCCCAGCCGAGGGCACCUACCCGAUCAAGAACUGGGUCGCGCCUGCCAACGCAGCAUUUCACAAACUGCGCGACUGCCACCCUAACAUCUGGGGAGAGGACCGGAUUCUGCCAGUCGACCUCUUGAAUGUUUUCAAUCUGAUGCUCACGGACAUGCGUGACGAAGGAGUCAGCAUUCAGAUCUCUGCCGAUCAAGAGAAGGCGAACAUCAAUGGCGAGCUCAAGCCGAUUAUGAUGGAGCGUAAACAUGGUAGCGUCAUCAAGAGCAUCGACCAGCAGUCUCCCUUUCGGUGGCUGACAGAGAAUCUUGCCCUGUCUUCAACGUUUGCUGACAAUAUGUAUUGUAUCAAGAGCCUUGGGGGGCGCAUGAACCAAGUUGUGGACGACGUUCACGCCAAGGGAGGCGGUAUCUCUUACGGAUUGGGGGGCUUGGGCCCGCUUGGCGGCUUGAAUUCGGGUAGGGUCAGCGUGGAGUUCGAGGGAGGGGACAACGCGUCAUGGGUUUGGAGAGUUGCCCUCAACUAUGACAGCCUGCUGCAAUUCGGCUGCAUGAAUUUCGCGUGCCUGGUCGACAAAGCGCCCAAGUUGUUGAACAGAUCUUUUGGGUACGGGCAGCUCGUAGAGCUCACGACCAACAGUCUGAACGAAAGCUGGAGCAGCGAGGCGCUGUCUAUGCUCUUCGCCGAGACUGCGCCUCGCAGGGCCGCGCCGUCGCUGCCGAACGCAGCUCCAGAGGGCGCCUCGCUCCCAGACGAUGUGUUCGCGUGGAUCGGUGAUCCGAGCGCCACGCUAGGGUACCUGGCAUUCAGGAACCGCUCGGACGGGACGGAGUUCGGCCUGUUGAAGAUCACGACGUUCCUGCUCGAGCUCGGUGAACGUGACAUCACCUUUGAAUUAGCUGAAGUGAUGGCCAAGGAGUGGGGGAAGUUUGUGACGGAGGCGCAGAUCCGUGGUGUCACACGGCUGCUGGUGGACGUCGUGGGAAACGGUGGGGGCAAGGUGACACUUGCGUAUGAUUUUGUGCAGAUGAUGAUGCCGGAGCUGACUUACAGGCAGACGUGCGGAUCUGUUCAGCGCCCGAUACCGAGGGCGUACAACCUCUGGAGCAAGAUCAACAAGCUUCCAGUCGAGCAGUUCCUCUCGUCCGAGCUCGGCUCUGGUUUCCAGGCAGAUAGGCGGGCUGCGCUGGAGGCGGACCCCGAUGAUGCGGAGGCCGUUCUCAACAACAUACGGGCACUUCUGAGAGCCAUGGAGAGCUUCGGGCAGCCUCUUGCGAACAUCACCUCCAUCUUGGCCGAGCUGGCGCCUGGCCACGUGACUUGGGAAGCGGCGUGGACGGGCUUCGAGUCGCUCGUAAGCAUGUACAAGAAUGGACAGUGCGCCAAUCCAUUUUUUGACGAUAGUCAAUAUGAGACUGCGUACGAGCAUCCUCAACUUGAGCAGCGUGGCAAGUACACCAGGAACUUCACCGCCCGGACUUACUAA